GUUUACAUUUGUGUGAGCUGUCAUCAAUCGCAAACACACGUGCGCCGCAAUUCUUGGUGCGCCGUAUACGCUGUGUGAUUUCGGUUUAGUUUUUGUUAAAAUAACCACUUUACAGAACUAUCCAUACGAUGGAUGAUAGUUUAGGCUCAGUGAUGCUUCCCAGCAUGAAAGAGCGUCAGAAAAGGCUGUGCCAAGAGGGACAGAAACCACGGCAUCGUCCACUGUACCAAGAUUCCAACAAUGUAGGCGCACGUAUGCUUGCUAAGCUGGGGUGGUCGGAAGGUAAGGGUUUAGGUAAGGACGAAAACGGCAUUACCGAACCCGUAUCACAAAGGCUGAAACGGGACAACGAAGGGGUUGGCUUUGUUGGUGUUCCCGAUGAUCAGUGGACGCAGCACGAUGCAGGUUUUAACGAUCUUCUGAAGCGCCUAAACGGUGCAGCAGAUGUGCCUAGCAACGAAUGUAGCACCAAGCUGGAUCCAAAAGCACAGCUACAGUCGCUCGAAGCGCGGUCGAAGACAUCGCGUGUACGGGUACACUACAAGAAAUUUACCCGCGGCAAGGAUCUGAGCCAAGCGAAUGUAAAGGAUCUUGCCAACAUUUUUGGCAAGCGUUCGUUUGCUGAGAUAAACAAGCCGAUUGUAUCGGCUGCAGAGAACGAGGCGAGCAAAAAGGAGCCCGAAAAAGAGUCAGAACCAGAACGACCAAUUUUAGGUUUGUCCACGAUCAACGCGAGCAUGUCGAUUCAAGAGUACUUUAAGGAGAAAAUGAAACAGAAAAAUAUGGCUGCAGCUGGCGGUGGCGUGAAUGGCACAAAUGGAACAAAAACCGAAGAACAACCUUCUGGUAAGGUGGAACCUUCUGACUCCGUCGAUACUGAUAAACCCAAGAAGAAGAAAAAGAAGAAAACACUCAUCGAGACCGAGGAACCGUUGCCGCUUCCGGUGGAGGACACAAUCAAAGAAGUGUCGCAUAAAAAGGAAAAACGAAAGCGACAGAGCAUAGAGCCACUAGAGGAAGAAGUACCAGUAGAGGAGGAGGCGGAAAUUCCGGUCGAAUCGGAAAGCGAUCUAUCUCAGACGGUUAAAAAGAAGAAAAAAUCCAAAAAACAAACUCCCGACACUGAAUCGUCAAUUCAGUCGGCUGCAACCGAUGAGGUGCUGAACGAAGAACAUGUUGAAACCGUUACUGCCAUCGCUGAAGAGCCAGCCAAAAAGAAGAAAAAGUCUAAGAAAAAGAAAUUAGAUGAAUCCAUGGAGACUAAUGGAGCCGAAGAAACAAACGAUAUGGUUCCGCAAGAAACUCCUGCAAUCCAUGAGGAGAUAAAGGAAGAUCACGCGGAAGACGUUACCGCCAUCGCUGAAGAACCAGUCAAAAAGAAGAAAAAAUCGAAGAAAAGUAAACCGGACGAAUCCAUGGAAACCAAUGUUGCCGUAGAACCGGAAACAGUUCCGCUAGCUAUUCCUGCAACUGAUGGAGAGGUAAAGGAAGAUCACGUUGAAUCCGUUACUGCCGUCGUUGAAGAACCAGUAAAAAAGAAGAAAAAGUCUAAAAAAGAUAAAACAGUUAAACCCGUGGAGACCGAUGCAACCGAGGAACCAAAAGGAACAGUACCGGACAAUCUGGAUGCCGUUGUUGUUGAUGGUGCUUCCGAGCCGCAGUCUAAAAACACCAACCAACGUAACCCGACAGCGAGGGACGGCUUACAGCAAAACGGUAAGGAUAACGAAAAAGAUGUACAGGAAUCACAGACACAGGCAACAUGUCCACGGCUCUUUCCUCCAUUGCCGGAAUUGCCCCCGAUAGAAGACCAGGAAGAGUUAACUUGCAAAGUUAAAAUCCACGUGUUGAGGUACCUUGACGAAUCACGCUUCUUCGGCUCUAAUUUUGGCGAUAUUAUUGGUUACAGAUUGACGGAGCAAGUCAAGCUUAUCAAGAGCGAGUCACGGUCAAUGGGAUGGAGGAAAUGAAAGUAACGUAAUUACAAUAGUCCUGUGAAAACCUGUGGAUAAUAAAUGUAUAUUUAAAUUGAUGA
Anopheles stephensi (Asian malaria mosquito) is the source of this 2035-nucleotide messenger RNA. Its product is annotated as PIN2/TERF1-interacting telomerase inhibitor 1. Gene Ontology annotation, biological process: regulation of ribosome biogenesis. Gene Ontology annotation, molecular function: telomerase inhibitor activity; nucleic acid binding. Lineage: Eukaryota; Metazoa; Arthropoda; Insecta; Diptera; Culicidae. Gene Ontology annotation, cellular component: nucleolus. The transcript is spliced from 2 exons. The record is from RefSeq and is a predicted model, not a curated record. Bases 129 to 1970 code for a protein of 613 amino acids.